Molecule: messenger RNA, 1146 nt
Organism: Elaeis guineensis (African oil palm)
Lineage: Eukaryota; Viridiplantae; Streptophyta; Magnoliopsida; Arecales; Arecaceae
Source: RefSeq, a predicted model, not a curated record
AGCGCGGCUGCCACGCUCCCUUCGAGCCGGCAUUUCCGCUGCCUUUUUCUCUCCUUACCCCUUCUUCCCUUCCUUUGCCCGCCCCCUCUCUCUCUCUUCAUGUUUCCAAACUUACGAGCUCCAUCCCCCCCAAGACCCAGCCACCCUCGCAAGCGUCCAAACCUUCCAUCGUCAUCACGUUCCAUUCCAAUUUUAUAUCGGUUUAUUUAUUGAAGAAGGGCAAUCAAGUGCUGUUUCAGGCAACUUAUUUGACUUCAAAAUCAAGCCAAGACAUCAAAACUUCCAGUAGCAGGUAUACGGAAUGAUUGCAGGGAAUGCAGAAAGCAACCCUGGUGACCGUCCUCCAUAUGGUGAACCAAAGAUGAUCCAGUCAUCACCAGUCAUCACAGAUGACCUAAUUGCCCGACGCCUGAAGAACAGGGAGCGGCAGCGAAGGUACAGAGCAAGGAAGCGCCUUGAAGCAGAUAUGAAGAGGUCAUGUUUGCCAGGCCAACAUGCAUUGCUGCCAAGUGAAGCACAAUCAAAUGGAAUCUCUAUUAAUGUUAAUACCCACCAAGCUGUACUGCCACUUGAAUCUCACACAGCUGGACCCACUAUUGCAUAUGAAGCUCGUGUAUAUUCUGGUCGAAAGUGGAAGAGGGAUGCAAGAAAAGCACAUUUAUUCAAAGAGCUAAUGGACCCAUCAAAUGUACCCAUUGUGCCUCUGUCCAUAAAGCCAUCAUUAGAAGCUGGAUUCCAUUUAGAGGACCAUACAAACCCAACUGGAAAAAGAGAAUGGAAAGCAGAUGCAAGAAACAAGGCGGAUGUGGAUGUGGGGACACAUGAGGAUGAUCCCACUAAGUAAUUCUCUCCAGGAUUCUUCAUUUCAUGCGACACAAGGGUGGAGAAGACACUGUUCAUCAGCUUCCAGAUAAACUUGACGUGUAGAUAUUAGGCUGGGUUGCUGGGCAUUCUGCUAUAUCCAAGAUUGAGUCCAGGAAUUUGGGCUCUUUACGUCAACUUUUUUGUAGCCUAUAAUUUGCGUUAUAGUUUGACGCCGCAACAGGUUUUUGCCAAACAUCUCAAGCUGUUGGGACUUUCUACUUGCAUGAUUGGUAUUCUAGCUGGUCGUGAUAUUUCAUCUUGUAAUAGAACAGAACAAACUCU